Messenger RNA from Gregarina niphandrodes, 750 nucleotides. Its product is annotated as putative pre-mRNA splicing factor. The coding region runs from base 1 to 750 and encodes 249 amino acids. NCBI's taxonomy places the organism in Eukaryota, Apicomplexa, Conoidasida, Eugregarinorida, Gregarinidae. The record is from RefSeq and is a predicted model, not a curated record. The transcript has 2 exons. Gene Ontology annotation, cellular component: precatalytic spliceosome.
AUGUCUAAUAGAACAGAUCCAUUAACACGCAGCGUGCAUGGGACUAAUCCUCAGUUCCUUAUUAAUCAGAUUACAAGAAAUCGUAUAUACGAUUCGGCAUAUUGGAAGGAGUAUUGUUUCGGUUUGAAUGCGGUAACUUUAUUGGAUAAGGCAGCAGGUUUGAAAUAUGUAGGAAGCGUAUAUGGAGGUAAUAACAAAGCCUGUCCAUUUCUAUGUUUAUUGUUAAAGUUAUUACAAAUUGGUCCAAGUGAUUCAGUUGUAGAUGAAUAUAUGGAACAAACUGAUUUUAAAUAUUUACAAGCAUUAUCCGCAGUUUACUUACGAUUGACUGGUAGUCCUGAAAGGAUAUAUCGCAAACUUGAGGAGCUUUAUACUGACAAUAGAUUAUUAAGAUUAAGAUUAAAUAAUGGUUCAUUUAAACUGUUCCAUGUAGAUGAAUUUAUUGAUGAAUUACUUCAUAGUAAUGUAUGUAUAAAUAUUGAUCUACCUCCAUUACCCAACAGGAAUUUACUGGAACAAAAUCUAAGCAUAAGAUUGGAACCUCGUGAGUCGAUGAUGAUGCAUGAAUGGAAUAGUAUCAUUAAUAAUAAUGUUCAAGAUCAAUUCCUUAAAAUAUCUUUUCCUGCUAUCACCAACACCUUGGGCUCCAGCACCUGGUUCAAGACCACUACAACCAUCACCACCGCCGUAGGCAACAACAAUGCUACAACCGUAGGCAGCACAGUCGCCGAAACAAACCAAAAAACGUGA